AUGAUAUCGUGUGUGGGCAGCGAGGCGCAGGCGCAGGCGCACAUGCAGCGGUGGCUCUGCGCGCGGCGGACGGCGCCAAACGCGGGGAAGCUGCGCGCCGGUGCACAUCUCAGCCAGAGCCGGCUGCCGGCCGCCGGGAGUGCGAGCGCAGUACGGCGUGUGCCGGGCGACGCGAGGCCGAGCCGAGAUAAGCCGCGACGUCGACACUCGUGCAGAUUUAAGAGUGGGCCACAUUUCGCGGAAAAGGGAGGCGCCCUGGAGUCGGAUGUGGUGACCCCCGGCCCGUCUCCGAGACGUUGGGAAAGUGCGGGUGACGUCAGAGGCCGCGCCGCUGCGAGCCGCAAGGAGGCGAUGGCGAGCGCGGCGGACAGCGGCCGCGUUUAUGGCACCACUGCAAGGAGGGAGGAGGGCCAUGUGAAGGGUCAGAAGGCGUGUGAGUGCAGGCUGCAGCAGGAAAUGCCCGCGCUCGCACUCAGCCACCUGUCGGGGCGGCCGCGCAUGUAA
Schistocerca piceifrons (Central American locust) is the source of this 504-nucleotide messenger RNA. RefSeq lists its product as uncharacterized. The transcript has 6 exons. The record is from RefSeq and is a predicted model, not a curated record. The coding region runs from base 1 to 504 and encodes 167 amino acids. NCBI's taxonomy places the organism in Eukaryota, Metazoa, Arthropoda, Insecta, Orthoptera, Acrididae.